AAACCCUAUAGCAUCUAUAACGCUAAGGAGAAAUGGUUUAUUGUUGCGGUGACCGCAUUUGCCGCUAUGUUCAGCCCUCUGACGGCGAACAUCUACUUCCCAGCGAUACCUACCAUUGCUGCAGCUUUCAAGGAACCUGUAGAGUUGAUCAACUUGACCGUCACCGUAUACAUGGUCGUCCAAGGAAUCUCACCCAUGCUUUGGGGCACCAUGUCUGACCGAUGGGGAAGACGUCCGAUGUUCGUUGGUUGCAUGAUCGUACUAUCGUUAUCAUGUGUCGGACUCGCGCUCGUGCCCACAGACGCCUACUGGGGUCUCAUGCUCCUCCGGUGCUUGCAGGCACUGGGGUCUGCCAGCACAAUAGCACUCGGCGCAGGAGUAAUUGCGGACAUUGCUGCGCCGGCGGAACGGGGCAGCUACUUUGGAAUGUGGAACAUCGGCCCGAUGGUUGGUCCAUGUGUGGGUCCGGUACUGGGUGGUGUCCUGGCAGAUAAACUGGGAUGGAGGUCUAUCUUCUGGUUCUUGAUGAUCUCCUCCGCAGUCUGCGCGGUGGUUAUGAUUCUCUUGCUUCCGGAGACGCUUCGUGCUAUUUGUGGCGAUGGAAGUGUACCUCCACCGAAGGCGUACAUGCCCAUCAUCCCGAUCAUCGGAAGGAAGAAGCAGGAGCCGGACUACUCAACUAGAGGGUCUCGCAGGGGCUUCGCGAACCCACUUCUACUGUUCCUCUACCCCGACGUGGUGCUCAUACUCUUCUUCAACGCGCUCGUAUACUCAGAGUUCUAUGCCGUCACCGCGACCAUCUCGACGCUCUUCCUGGAUACCUACCCGUUCCUGAACGAGACGGACGCCGGGCUCUGCUUUCUCGGCAUCGGCGGCGGCAUGCUCGUCGGUGGGGUUGCUAUGGGCAAGUUGCUCGACGCAGACUACCAGCGCGUGAAGAGGAAGAUCAUCCGUAAAAUGGAGCAGGAUCCCGAGAACAAGCUGAACGCUGCGGAUGCCACCAAGGACGAAUACUUUCCCAUUGAGUACGCUCGCCUUCGGACGGUACCUGCCUUCUUCGCCGUCUUCGUGAUCGCCUGCAUCGGUUACGGCUGGUGCCUGCAUUCCUCUGUCAACAUCGCGGGUCCUCUCAUUCUGCAGAUCAUCAUCGGCUGGGUCACCGUGUCCCUUAUGAACGGUGCUCAAACACUCAUCAUCGACCUAGCGCCACAGCACGGCUCUGCUAUCACGGCAUGCAACAACCUGGUCCGCUGCAGCCUGGGUGCUGUGUAUGUUUCUGUGAUUGACCUCAUUCUGAAGCGUCUUGGGACCGGGUGGACAUACGUCCUUCUUUCUGGCAUCUGUAUCGUCUUCUCGCCGACCUACUGGAUUCUGAUCAAGUAUGGGCCCAGAUGGAGGGCCCAACGGCGUGCUCGC
This is a messenger RNA of Dichomitus squalens LYAD-421 SS1, 1416 nucleotides long. Its product is annotated as MFS general substrate transporter. NCBI's taxonomy places the organism in Eukaryota, Fungi, Basidiomycota, Agaricomycetes, Polyporales, Polyporaceae. Gene Ontology annotation, biological process: transmembrane transport. Gene Ontology annotation, molecular function: transmembrane transporter activity. The annotation marks the transcript as partial. The transcript has 8 exons. The record is from RefSeq and is a predicted model, not a curated record.